Molecule: messenger RNA, 2028 nt
Organism: Microbotryum saponariae
Lineage: Eukaryota; Fungi; Basidiomycota; Microbotryomycetes; Microbotryales; Microbotryaceae
Source: the annotation of a GenBank genome assembly
AUGCCGUCCAGUUGGAAGCCUUCUGUUGAGCUGUGCUCGGCUUCCCAACCGACCUCGUUCGCCUAUGAAUCCACUGUCAAGCGGUGAGUCUCCUCCUCCCCCCACCUCAUACGAUCGGCAUUCGCAGCGCUCAAAUGACCACGUUCGCGCGAUCGCAAUGACGCUCAAGCGAUGCAGGACUGACCCUCCGCGUUAUGUCUACCUCCCAGAUGGCCCACCAUCCUGACCGGUGUGAUCGAUGGGCUGUCCAAACUCAAUGGGCACCUCCUUGAACCGCAAGACGAGGGCAAGCUCAAAGAGUCGAAAGUGCUCAUCAACAACAUCGCCGGCCUCAUCUACGAAAUGCGGCACGACAGGGAGCUACCCGACAUUGAUGCCAGUGCGGGUUUACCUGACGAUGCCAAGGUCUACAAUAACGUCUUGGCGACCGCUCGAGCGGAGGGGAAGCCGAUCAAGUGGUUCAAUGCUUCGUGGCUCUAUGCCGAAUGUUACAUGCAAGUUCAGUCGGGGCAUACCUCACACAUACGACCUUGCUAAUCAUGGAUGGCCCAUGUCUGAAAGGUACCGUCGUCUUCGAGCAAUGUUCUCCUCCACCGAGCACUGGCGAUCGUUCGAUUGCUUCGCCAGUCAGAAGCUCGGUGCUUUCCGAUCUUCGGCUUCGGGCAUCUAUGCCCUCGCCCGAUCCGUGCAGGACCUCGUCAAGAAGGGUCAACCGAGCGAGCAAGAGCUCCAUGCCGAUUUCAUCAAGAUGCUCGAGAUCUGCUUGUGGGGUCAGUCUUUUGUCGAAACGGGGUAUUUGCCGUGAUGGCCGUUUGACUAAGGCUGACGAUCGGUUCUGCCUGCGGAUUCUCGUUUCGUUCAGGUAACGCGACGGAUCUGUCCCUUCUCACAUCGCUCACGCACGAAGACAUCCAAGCACUGCAAAGUGUCGAACGCGGCGCCGACUUUGUCCUGAAAAACGAUUUCGCCAAGGUGUGGCAGCACGUCAAGACGCUCGACAAGAAGCGAAUCGAUAUUGUCUUGGACAACGUGAGCCGCAAUCUUUAAGUACUCAAUUCCAGGUGUCGGUCGAGACUGAUUGAUCCCAUACUUUGUUCAGUCGGGCUUCGAACUCUACUCCGAUCUCGUUCUUGGAGAUUGGCUUUUGGUGGGUCCGCAGCUAGUUCAGAUUUUGUAAAACCAAACUGAUCUCGAGCUCGUGCCCCCCCCCCCCCCAGACUCUCUCUCCCUUCUGCUCCGAAGUCGUGUUCCACCCGAAGCUCAUCCCGUGGUUCGUCAGCGACGUGUGAGUACUUGCAUCUUCUUCAGAUCUGUUUGCACUGGGGAUAGGUGAUUUCUGAAUCUUGUCUGCCUCUUCACAGUCAACCUCACGACUUCAAAAUUCUCCUCUCUUCCCUGCUCGACCCAGCUUUUUUCCCCUCCGACUCGGGAGCGAGUGACGAGGACCAUCAAGCUCUGAAGGCGAUGGUGGAACGAUGGCAGUCCUACGUCGAUAAGGGUGUCUUCCGAUUAAGCACCCCGCUCGAUCUCGAGAUGGGCGCUCCGGGUGGCGAGAUCGCUGACUGUAAGCUAACAAGACUUUGAUUCACAAUGACUGGUCCAGUUGAACUAACGAACCGCUAGGGCUUUCAUAGUCUGGACCGGUCCUCAAGCGUUCGCCGAUUUGCUGAGUGAAGCGCCCGAACUCUUAAAGGAGCUUAAGAAAGCGUCCCUGGUUAUCUUCAAGGGUGAUCUCAACUACGUGCGUUCACACAAUCAUACUUGCGCUACUUGCCAGCUGACAGAAUCUCCACUGACACACCUCUCCAGCGGAAACUAACCUACGAUGCCUGUUGGCCGACGACCACGUCCUUCGAGGACACCCUCGGUCCCCUGAAAGGCGAAUUCGACAUUCUCUCGCUGCGAACGUGCAAAGCCGACGUGUGCGUAGGGUUGGAAGAAGGGAAAGCUGAGGAGUUGGAUCGGACGGACCCGAGUUGGCGCGUCAGUGGGAAGUACGCCGUUGUCAGUUUUGUGCCGAGGUGUUAG